Messenger RNA from Heterotrigona itama, 757 nucleotides. NCBI's taxonomy places the organism in Eukaryota, Metazoa, Arthropoda, Insecta, Hymenoptera, Apidae. The record is from the annotation of a GenBank genome assembly.
AUGGACAUUCAGCAAGGUAACCUUUGUAUACUUAUUAAUAAAUAUUUCUAAAAAAAAGAAAACUUUUAUUUUUUUCGCCUCAAUCAUUAAAAGUAAAUAAAUAAAUAAAUAUGUAUAAGGAAUAGAAAAAGAUAUAAGAAAUAUAAAAACUCCUGUAUCCAGUUCCCGCAGCUCAUAAUUUUUUCAAAAUACUUUUGAAAUAUUUUGUAACAGACUUGAAGUACCUGUACGGUUGGAACUAUUAUGUGAUGAAGACUGUGGGCAUUUGGCCGGAAGAGAGGAAAUGGAACCGACCUUCGAGUUACAUCGUCCUGAUACCGUUUCUCACGAUGCUGUGUUUUGUAUGUGUUCCGCAAACUAUUAAUCUAGCGUUCAUCAUAAAAGAUCUGGAUUUAGUGGUCGAGAAUUUAUCGAUGGGCAACGUGACCGUCACGAUUUGCAUUGUGAAAACCGUAGCUGUUUGGCUCAAUGGCAAACGUAAGUAUUACGUAAUUGAAUCGUAGAAAGUAUGUUCGAUUUUAGUCAAAUCUUAUUUCAACUACCAGUUAAUAUAAAAAUUGAAAAAUUUACAAAUAUUGUAAUUACUCACUUAUCAUGUUCUCUCCGUACGACCAUAUACACUGGUUGCGAAAACAAUUGCAAUAAAAGAACAAAAUCGUAUGACAUUCUAAAAAUCAUUCACAAAAAAUUCUUUUUACUUUCCGACCAAAUUUUAGUAACCAAAGGAAACAUAUCUACGUAAUUUUCAGAUUUCUAA